Molecule: messenger RNA, 6981 nt
Organism: Gorilla gorilla gorilla (western lowland gorilla)
Lineage: Eukaryota; Metazoa; Chordata; Mammalia; Primates; Hominidae
Gene: ATXN3
Product: ataxin 3
Exons: 11
Coding region: 83-1159 (358 amino acids)
Biological process (GO): protein deubiquitination
Cellular component (GO): nucleus
Molecular function (GO): cysteine-type deubiquitinase activity
Source: RefSeq, a predicted model, not a curated record
GGGGUGGGCGGAGGAGAGGGGCAGGGGGCGGAGCUGGAGGGGGUGGUUCGGCGUGGGGGCCGUUGGCUCCAGACAAAUAAACAUGGAGUCCAUCUUCCACGAGAAACAAGAAGGCUCACUUUGUGCUCAACAUUGCCUGAAUAACUUAUUGCAAGGAGAAUAUUUUAGCCCUGUGGAAUUAUCCUCAAUUGCACAUCAGCUGGAUGAGGAGGAGAGGAUGAGAAUGGCAGAAGGAGGAGUUACUAGUGAAGAUUAUCGCACGUUUUUACAGCAGCCUUCUGGAAAUAUGGAUGACAGUGGUUUUUUCUCUAUUCAGGUUAUAAGCAAUGCCUUGAAAGUUUGGGGUUUAGAACUAAUCCUGUUCAACAGUCCAGAGUAUCAGAGGCUCAGGAUCGAUCCUAUAAAUGAAAGAUCAUUUAUAUGCAAUUAUAAGGAACACUGGUUUACAGUUAGAAAAUUAGGAAAACAGUGGUUUAACUUGAAUUCUCUCUUGACGGGUCCAGAAUUAAUAUCAGAUACAUAUCUUGCACUUUUCUUGGCUCAAUUACAACAGGAAGGUUAUUCUAUAUUUGUUGUUAAGGGUGAUCUGCCAGAUUGCGAAGCUGACCAGCUCCUGCAGAUGAUUAGGGUCCAACAGAUGCAUCGACCAAAACUUAUUGGAGAAGAAUUAGCACAACUAAAAGAGCAAAGAGUCCAUAAAACAGACCUGGAACGAGUGUUAGAAGCAAAUGAUGGCUCAGGAAUGUUAGACGAAGAUGAGGAGGAUUUGCAGAGGGCUCUGGCACUAAGUCGCCAAGAAAUUGACAUGGAAGAUGAGGAAGCAGAUCUCCGCAGGGCUAUUCAGCUAAGUAUGCAAGGUAGUUCCAGAAACAUAUCUCAAGAUAUUCCACAGACAUCAGGUACAAAUCUUACUUCAGAAGAGCUUCGGAAGAGACGAGAAGCCUACUUUGAAAAACAGCAGCAAAAGCAGCAAAAGCAGCAGCAGCAGGGGGACCUAUCAGGACAGAGUUCACAUCCAUGUGAAAGGCCAGCCACCAGUUCAAGAGCACUUGGGAGUGAUCUAGGUGAUGCUAUGAGUGAAGAAGACAUGCUUCAGGCAGCUGUGACCAUGUCUUUAGAAACUGUCAGAAGUGAUUUGAAAACAGAAGGAAAAAAAUAAUACCUUUAAAAAAUAAUUUAGAUAUUCAUACUUUCCAACAUUAUCCUGUGUGAUUACAGCAUAGGGUCCACUUUGGUACUGUGUCAAAGAGAUGAGGAAAUAAGACUUUUAGUGAUUUGCAAACAAAAUGAUGGGAAAGUGGAACAAUGCGUCAGUUGUAGGACUAAAUAAUGAUCUUCCAAAUAUUAGCCAAAGAGGCAUUCAGCAAUUAAAGACAUUUAAAAUAGUUUUCUAAAUGUUUCUUUUUCUUUUUUGAGUGUGCAAUAUGUAACAUGUCUAAAGUUAGGGCAUUUUUCUUGGAUCUUUUUGCAGACCAGCUAAUUAGCUCUCGCCUCAGGCUUUUUCCAUAUAGUUUGUUUUCUUUUUCUGUCUUGUAGGUAAUUUGGCUCACAUCAUGUAAUAGUGGCUUUCAUUUCUUAUUAACCAAAUUAACCUUUCAGGAAAGUAUCUCUACUUUCCUGAUGUUGAUAAUAGUAAUGGUUCUAGAAGGAUGAACGGUUCUCCCUUCAACUGUAUACCGUGUGCUCCAGAGUUUUCUUGUGUUGUUUUCUCUGAUCACAACUUUUCUGCUACCUGGUUUUCAUUAUUUUCCCACAAUUCUUUUGAAAGAUGGUAAUCUUUUCUGAGGUUUAGCGUUUUAAGCCCUACGAUGGGAUCAUUAUUUCAUGACUGGUGCGUUCCUAAACUCUGAAACCAGCCCUGCACAAGUACUUGAGAAUAAAUGAGCAUUUUUUAAAAUGUGUGAGCAUGUGCUUUCCCAGAUGCUUUAUGAAUGUCUUUUCACUUAUAUCAAAACCUUAUAGCUUUGUUGCAACCCCUUCUUCCUGCGCCUUAUUUUUUCCUUUCUUCUCCAGUUGAGAAAACUAGGAGAAGCAUAGUAUGCAGGCAAGUCUCCUUCUGUUAGAAGACUAAACAUACGUACCCACCAUGAAUGUAUGAUACAUGAAAUUUGGCCUUCAAUUUUAAUAGCAGUUUUAUUUUAUUUUUUCUCCUAUGACUGGAGCUUUGUGUUCUCUUUACAGUUGAGUCAUGGAAUGUAGGUGUCUGCUUCACAUCUUUUAGUAGGUAUAGCUUGUCAAAGAUGGUGAUCUGGAACAUGAAAAUAAUUUACUAAUGAAAAUAUGUUUAAGUUUAUACUGUGAUUUGACACUUGCAUCAUGUUUAGAUAGCUUAAGAACAAUAGAAGUCACAGUACUUAGUGGAUCUAUAAAUAAGAAAGUCCAUAGUUUUGAUAAAUAUUGUCUUUAAUUGAGAUGUACAGAGAGUUUCUUGCUGGGUCAAUAGGAUAGUAUCAUUUUGGUGAAAACCAUGUCUCUGAAAUUGAUGUUUUAGUUUCAGUGUUCCCUAUCCCUCAUUCUCCAUCUCCUUUUGAAGCUCUUUUGAAUGUUGAAUUGUUCAUAAGCUAAAAUCCAAGAAAUUUCAGCUGACAACUUCGAAAAUUAUAAUAUGGUAUAUUGCCCUCCUGGUGUGUGGCUACACACAUUUUAUCAGGGAAAGUUUUUUGAUCUAGGAUUUAUUGCUAACUAACUGAAAAGAGAAGAAAAAAUAUCUUUUAUUUAUGAUUAUAAAAUAGCUUUUUCUUCGAUAUAACAGAUUUUUUAAGUCAUUAUUUUGUGCCAAUCAGUUUUCUGAAGUUUCCCUUACACAAAAGGAUAGCUUUAUUUUAAAAUCUAAAGUUUCUUUUAAUAGUUAAAAAUGUUUCAGAAGAAUUAUAAAACUUUAAAACUGCAAGGGAUGUUGGAGUUUAGUACUACUCCCUCAAGAUUUAAAAAGCUAAAUAUUUUAAGACUGAACAUUUAUGUUAAUUAUUACCAGUGUGUUUGUCAUAUUUUCCAUGGAUAUUUGUUCAUUACCUUUUUCCAUUGAAAAGUUACAUUAAACUUUUCAUACACUUGAAUUGAUGAGCUACCUAAUAUAAAAAUGAGAAAACCAAUAUGCAUUUUAAAGUUUUAACUUUAGAGUUUAUAAAGUUCAUAUAUACCCUAGUUAAAGCACUUAAGAAAAUAUGGCAUGUUUGACUUUUAGUUCCUAGAGAGUUUUUGUUUUUUUUUUUGUUGUUGUUGUUUUUUGAGACGGAGUCUUGCUAUGUCUCCCAGGCUGGAGGGCAGUGGCAUGAUCUCGGCUCACUACAACUUCCACCUCCCGGGUUCAAGCAAUUCUCCUGCCUCAGCCUCCAGAGUAGCUGGGAUUACAGGCGCCCACCACCACACCCCGCAGAUUUUUGUAUUUUUGGUAGAGACAACGGUUUCAUCAUGUUUGGCCAGGCUGGUCUCGAACUCCUGACCUCAGGUGAUCCGCCUGCCUUGGCCUCCCAAAGUGCUGGAUUACAGGCAUGAGCCACUGCGCCUGGCCAGCUAGAGAGUUUUUAAAGCAGAGCUGAGCACACACUGGAUGCGUUUGAAUGUGUUUGUGUAGUUUGUUGUGAAAUUGUUACAUUUAGCAGGCAGAUCCAGAAGCACUAGUGAACUGUCAUCUUGGUGGGGUUGGCUUAAGUUUAAUUGACUGUUUAGAUUCCAUUUCUUAAUUGAUUGGCCAGUAUGAAAAGAUGCCAGUGCAAGUAACCAUAGUAUCAAAAAAGUUAAAAAUUAUGCAAAGCUAUUAUACAUCAGGUACUGCCAUUUACUGUAAACCACCUGCAAGAAAGUCAGGAACAACUAAAUUCACAAGAACUGUCCUGCUAAGAAGUGUAUUAAAGAUUUCCAUUUUGUUUUACUAAUUGGGAACAUCUUAAUGUUUAAUAUUUAAACUAUUGGUAUCAUUUUUCUAAUGUAUAAUUUGUAUUACUGGGAUCAAGUAUGUACAGUGGUGAUGCUAGUAGAAGUUCAAAUAAGCCUUGGAAAUACCACUUUCAUAUUUUCAGAUGUCAUGGAUUUAAUGAGUAAUUUAUGUUUUUAAAAUUCAGAAUAGUUAAUCUCUGAUCUAAAACCAUCAAUCUAUGUUUUUUACGGUAAUCAUGUAAAUAUUUCAGUAAUAUAAACUGUUUGAAAAGGCUGCUGCAGGUAAACUCUAUACUAGGAUCUUGGCCAAAUAAUUUACAAUUCACAGAAUAUUUUAUUUAAGGUGGUGCUUUUUUUUUUGUCCUUAAAACUUGAUUUUUCUUAACUUUAUUCAUGAUGCCAAAGUAAAUGAGGAAAAAAACUCAAAACCAGUUGAGUAUCAUUGCAGACAAAACUACCAGUAGUCCAUAUUGUUUAAUAUUAAGUUGAAUAAAAUAAAUUUUAUUUCAGUCAGAGCCUAAAUCACAUUUUGAAUGUCUGAAUUUUUGCUACUAUUUUUUAAAUCAUGCUAGUGGCGGCUGGGCAUGGUACCUCACGCCUGUAAUCCCAGCAUUUUGGGAGGCCGAAGUGGGUGGAUCACGAGGUCGGGAGUUCAAGACCAGCUUGGCCAAAAUGGUGAAACCCCAUCUGUACUAAAAACUACAAAAAUUAGCUGGGUGCGGUGGCAGGUGCCUGUAAUCCCAGCUACCUGGGAGUCUGAGGCAGGAGAAUUGCUUGAACCCUGGCGGCAGAGGAUGCAGUGAGCCGAGAUGGUGCCACUGUACUCCAGACUGGGCGACAGAGUGAGACUCUGUCUCAAAAAAAAAAAAAAAAAAAAAAAAAAUCAUGCUAGUGCCAAGAGCUACUAAAUUCUUAAAACCGGCCCAUUGGACCUGUACAGAUAAAAAAUAGAUUCAGUGCAUAAUCAAAAUAUGAUAAUUUUUAAAUCUUAAGUAGAAAAAUAAAUCUUGAUGUUUUAAAUUCUUAUGAGGAUUCAAUAGUUAAUAUUGAUGAUCUCCCGGCUGGGUGCAGUGGCUCACGCCUGUAAUCCCAGCAGUUCGGGAGGCUGAGGUGGGCGAACCGCUUCAGGCCAGGAGUUCAAGACCAGUCUGGGCAACAUGGUGAAACCUCGUCUCUACUAAAAAUAUAAAAAUUAGCCGGGCGUGGUUGCACACACUUGUAAUCCCAGCUACUCAGGAGGCUAAGAAUCGCAUGAGCCUAGGAGGCAGAGGUUGCAGAGUGCCAAGGGCUCACCACUGCAUUCCAGCCUGCCCAACAGAGUGAGACACUGUCUCUGAAAAAAUAUAUAUAUAUAUAUAUAUAUAUAUAUGUAUAUAUGUGUGUAUAUAUAUAUGUAUAUAUGUGUGUAUAUUUAUGUAUAUAUAUAUGACUUCCUAUUAAAAACUUUAUCCCAGCCGGGGGCAGUGGCUCAUGCCUGUAAUCCCAACACUUUGGGAGGCUGAGGCAGGUGGAUCACCUGAAGUCAGGAGUUCGAGACCAGCCUGGCCAACAUGGUGAAACCCCAUCUCUACUAAAAAUACAAAACUUAGCCAGGUAUGGUGGCGGGCACCUGUAAUCCCAGUUACUUGGGAGGCUGAGGCAGGAGAAUCGUUGAAACCCAGGAGGUGGAGGUUGCAGUGAGCUGAGAUCGUGCCAUUGCACUCUAGCCUGGGCAGCAAGAGUAAAACUCCGUCUUAAAGGUUUUUUUUUUUUUUUUUUUUUUUUAAUCCGGAAACGAAGAGGCCUUGGGCCGCUAUUUUCUUUUUCUUUCUUUCUUUCUUUUUUUUUUUUUUUUUCUGAGACGGAGUCUAGCUCUGCUGCCCAGGCUGGAGUACAAUGACACGAUGUUGGCUCACUGCAACCUCCACCUCCUGGGUUCAAGCGAUUCUCCUGCCUCAGCCUCCCAAGUACCUGGGAUUACAGGCACCUGCCACUACACCUGGCGAAUAUUUGUUUUUUUUAGUAGAGACGGGCUUUUACCAUGUUAGGCUGGUCUCAAACUCCUGACCUCAGGUGAUCUGCCUGCCUUGGCCUCCCAAAGUGCUGGGAUUACAGGUGCAGGCCACCACGCCCGGCCUUGGGCCACUGUUUUCAAAGUGAAUUGUUUGUUGUAUCGAGUCCUUAAGUAUGGAUAUAUGAUAUAUGUGACCCUAAUUAAGAACUACCAGAUUGGAUCAACCAAUCAUGUCAGCAAUGUAAAUAACUUUAUUUUUCAUAUUCAAAAUAAAAACUUUCUUUUAUUUCUGGCCCCUUUAUAACCAGCAUCUUUUUGCUUUAAAAAAUGACCUGGCUUUGUAUUUUUUUAGUCUUAAACAUAAUAAAAAUAUUUUUGUUCUAAUUUGCUUUCAUGAAUGAAGAUUAUUGACAUCGUUGGUAAAUUCUAGAAUUUUGAUUUUGUUUUUUAAUUUGAAGAAAAUCUUUGCUAUUAUUAUUUUUUCCAAGUGGUCUGGCAUUUUAAGAAUUAGUGCUAAUAACGUAACUUCUAAAUUUGUCGUAAUUGGCAUGUUUAAUAGCAUAUCAAAAAACAUUUUAAGCCUGUGGAUUCAUAGACAAAGCAAUGAGAAACAUUAGUAAAAUAUAAAUGGAUAUUCCUGAUGCAUUUAGGAAGCUCUCAGUUGUCUCUUGCGUAGUUUAAGGAAUGUUUUCUGAAUUUUUUUAAUGCUUUUUUUUUUUGAAAGAGGAAAACAUACAUUUUUAAAUGUGAUUAUCUAAUUUUUACAACACUGGGCUAUUAGGAAUAACUUUUUAAAAAUUACUGUUCUGUAUAAAUAUUUGAAAUUCAAGUACAGAAAAUAUCUGAAACAAAAAGCGUUGUUUGGCCAUGAUACAAGUGCACUGUGGCAGUGCCGCUUGCUCAGGACCCAGCCCUGCAGCCCUUCUGUGUGUGCUCCCUCGUUAAGUUCAUUUGCUGUUAUUACACACACAGGCCUUCCUGUCUGGUCGUUAGAAAAGCCGGGCUUCCAAAGCACUGUUGAACACUGAGGAUUCUGUUGUUAGUGUGGAUGUUCAAUGAGUUGUAUUUUAAAUAUCAAAGAUUAUUAAAUAAAGAUAAUGUUUGCUUUUCUA